This is a messenger RNA of Phytophthora nicotianae INRA-310, 492 nucleotides long. RefSeq lists its product as hypothetical. The transcript has a single exon. Lineage: Eukaryota; Oomycota; Peronosporomycetes; Peronosporales; Peronosporaceae. Bases 1 to 492 code for a protein of 163 amino acids. The record is from RefSeq and is a predicted model, not a curated record. Gene Ontology annotation, molecular function: nucleic acid binding.
AUGGUAAUCCCGCGCAUUAAAGAAGUAUGGCCGUCUGGCAAGCGUGUGGUGCUAGAGCACGACAAUGCGAAACCGCACGUCGCGGUGGAUGACCCCGAAGUGGUCGCCGCAUGUAGCCUUGGGAACUGGAACAUGAAGAUCUGCCCACAAUCUGCAAAUUCACCAGACUUUAAUGCCAACGACCUGGGAUUUUUCAAUUCGCUGCAGUCACUGCAGUACAAGAAGCGAGCAAAGACUAUUGAAGACCUUGUAAACAACGUUGACAGCGCAUUCAAGGAGCUCCACUAUACCAAACUUGACAGUGUAUUUCUAACGCUUCAGUCUGUGCUACAAGCAUCGAUGAGAGUUGACGGCUGCAACAAAUACAACAUUCCACACCUUUCCAAGGACAAGCUGAGAGCAGACACUGGUCUUUUGCUGCCGUCGCUAGCUUGUACUGAGGAGGUGUACAACAGACCAAAGUCCUUCUUAAGUUCGGUUCAGUUAAAAUAA